GCCGAUAAGCUUUAUUAUCUAUAAUUACCUUUUUUGUUAUUUACAAUAGAAGUUAAAAAGUAAUAUUUUCGUAGUGGCGGUAUACCACGUAGGUUCUUUGUGAUGUCAACAGAAGAAAAAGGUGGUGUACAAGUGACGAAUAACGGAGGAGUAAAUAAUGGUGUGGAUUUGGACAGUAUUCUUGUCAAUGAAGUUGGCCAGUUCGGAAAGUAUCAGAUUGUGACCCUACUGCUGGCUGCGAUACCCGUUAUAUUUUCGGCAUUCGCGUCCGGCGAAUAUAUCUUCACUACCGCUAGGAUACCAACUAGAUGCUUGAUUCCACAAUGUGACGGCUCCGUCCCUGACUUUUCGGCAUCAUGGGCUUCAACCGCCAUUCCCACUGUGAAUGGACAAUUGGAUCAAUGUUCCCGGUUCGCCAACAGCACAUUUCAAGAAAUAUUGCCAGGAGAAACCUGUCCAGCUACGUUAUUCGACCAAACUACUGUAGAAGCCUGCGAGAGUCAUGUAUAUCAGAACACUAUCAGCGUGGUUUAUGACUUUGGCUUAGCAUGCGAUGAAUGGCGACGUUCCCAAAUCGGUUCGAUCAGAACAAUCGGCACCCUCCUGGUGCUGCCCAUCACCGGUUAUAUUUCCGAUCGCUGGGGCCGGCGAGUGGCCCUCACCAUUAACGCUUUCAACACUGGGUGGAUCGGUCUUGUCCGUGCUUUCGUCAACUCCUACGAGUGGUUUCUAGCGCUUGAGGUUAUUGAGUCUGCUGUGGGCGCUGGCGCUUUUUCCUCUUGUUAUAUUUUAGUGACAGAGCUGGUGGGACCUAAAUACAGAGUUAUAGCUGGAGCUACAAUAUCGACAAUGUUCGCCGUCGGCCAAGUUAUACUGGGCUUCAUCGCUUGGGGUGUCCCGCAAUGGAGAACUCUCACACUGGUGUUAUAUGCACCACAACUUCUAGUCGUUUCAUAUUUCUGGAUCUUAUCUGAAUCCGUACGGUGGCUGAUGAGCAAAGGCCGUUUCGAAGAGUCAGAAAAUGUCCUCAAGAAAGUAGCGAGAUGGAACAAAAAGGAAUUGUCCGACAAAUCUUUGACAGAACUUCGGGCAUCUGCUGAAGCAGAAAAGAAUAUGAUAAAACCUAAAGAGCAGUGGCUGCCGAUAUUGGUUAUAAAAUCGCGCGUGAUAUUAUCUCGGUGCCUCGUGACCCCUAUCUGGUGGAUCACAAACACGCUUGUAUAUUAUGGCAUGAAUAUAAAUGCCGUUAACUUAUCAGGAAACUCUUACCUCAACUAUGCCAUCGUCGCAGCUAUUGAAAUUCCUGGCUAUUGGACCGCCAUUCUUCUGUUGGACCGCAUUGGUCGAAAGCCAGUCUUAAUUUGUGCUUACUGGUUAUGCGCUGUCUGCCAGUUCACAUUUGCAUUUUUACCAGAAGGCAAUGAUUCACUGGCUUUAGCGAUGUAUCUGAUUGGCAAGUAUGCUAUAGCAGUGGUGAUGACGUCAGUUUAUGUGUACACGGCCGAGCUGUACCCUACCAAGUACAGACACAAUCUGUUCGCCUUCUCAUCCAUGGUUGGAAGACUUGGAUCAAUCACCGCACCGCUCACACCUGCUUUGGCGCAGGAGGUAUGGCAGAGCCUACCAUCGGUGCUGUUCGGUAGCUUUGCGCUUCUCUCAGGCGGGCUCAUUUUCACCACGCCGGAGACCCUGGGCACCACAUUACCCGAUACCAUCCAGGAGGCGGAAGAGCUUGGUUCUGGAAGCAGACGUUGAUACUCAUCAUUAAAUAUAAUUAUUAUUUUCAUUAUAUAUUUUAUUUCGAU
Messenger RNA from Diatraea saccharalis (sugarcane borer), 1805 nucleotides. The record is from the annotation of a GenBank genome assembly. NCBI's taxonomy places the organism in Eukaryota, Metazoa, Arthropoda, Insecta, Lepidoptera, Crambidae.